Pichia membranifaciens NRRL Y-2026 is the source of this 1449-nucleotide messenger RNA. RefSeq lists its product as hypothetical. Lineage: Eukaryota; Fungi; Ascomycota; Pichiomycetes; Pichiales; Pichiaceae. Bases 1 to 1449 code for a protein of 482 amino acids. Gene Ontology annotation, biological process: tRNA methylation. The transcript has a single exon. The record is from RefSeq and is a predicted model, not a curated record.
AUGUCCAAAGUGGAGGAGCUAAAAAGAAAUGAACAGGGAACGACUUCUUCUAAGCGUCAGAGGACCGAUGUUCUGAAAAAAACUCCUCCGGAAAGCAAAGUGAUUUAUAAAUGCAGCUUUAUAAAGCCGAAAAACAAUAAGAAAUGUGGUCUUCAAGUCAGAAAAGGACAAAAGUAUUGCUUUGCUCAUAUCAAUUUGGUCGGCAGGAGUGAAAAUACUGAGUCAUCUAAAGUUUCAGACGUUGAAUCUGAUAUAACUCGAAUUAGCAAAAAGGGUGAAAUUGUCAAGAGAGUCAAAUGUACUGUUGAUCCGUCGCAUACUGUUUGGGAAGACCAUUUGAGUAAGCACGUGAAAAUAUGUAACAUGGUAAAGAAGAAGAAUGAAGUAGAGGAGAAAGAAAAAACAUGCCCAUGGUUUAGAAUAAACUACAAUGUCAGGGAUGCAAAAGGAGAAGAGGUCAACGUUACAAGCAAAGAUAUUGAUCAUGAUGAAUGGAAAAGAUGGAUACCCAAAUGGACGUUGCAACAUGAUUUGAUUUUUCUCGAGGAAUUACCAUUGAAAAAUAUCGAGUUCAAGGAUGGAUUAGAGGAAAGGUUUGCUGAACUAAGCAACCAAAAACACAUUCGUCAGCAGAGUAGUCUCAUUGGCCAACUAAUUGAACACGAAAUCGUAGUCAAAGAUGCGGACCCUGGUGUUGUGAUAGAGUUUGGAUGUGGCAGAGCCGAGUUCACAAGGUAUUUCAACAAAGCAAUGGGAAGAUACCUGGACCAUUCUUUGGACAAUUCAGCCAAAUAUUUGCUAGUUGAUAGAGACAAUCCAAGGUUGAAGUUCGAUAAAAAAAUUGUCCACGACAGUGCUGAAGCAGAAAUUAGUGGAGUCAAAUUAGAAAGGUUGAAAGUAGAUAUCAAAGAUCUAAAGCUCAUAGAGUCCCUGAAAAGCUUUCGAGAAAACAAUGAUGGUAACAGUGUUAUGAGGUAUAUCGGUAUAUCGAAACAUCUCUGUGGAGUUGCCACCGAUUUGACACUGAGGUGCUUAAUUAAUACUUCCAAAGACUAUGAAACAGAAAAAGAAAGACUCAAAUUUGGAGGUUGUUUGGUUGCAAUGUGUUGCAGACACUGUUGCAAGUACGAUUGGCUACUCUGCGAGUCAAAAAGCUACUUAAAGGAAAAUUUUGGAAUCGAUGAAACGAAUUUUGUUUACUUCAGGAAAAUGUUUGCGUGGGCAACAAGCGGAGUCAACCCACAAAUGUCGAAGACAGACACCGGUGAUCAUUUUACUGGAUUAUCAUUUGAAGAGAGAGAGAAGAUAGGUUUGAAAAUGAGAAGAAUACUCGAUGAAUCGAGAAAGUAUGCAAUGGAGCAGAAGGGUUUCGACGUGCAGAUUGUGAGGUAUGUGGAAAGGGAGGUCAGCUUGGAGAACAACUGUAUAAUCAUCAAAAACUGUAAAUAG